Messenger RNA from Chaetura pelagica (chimney swift), 585 nucleotides. It is a transcript of the gene CCDC85C, whose product is annotated as coiled-coil domain containing 85C. NCBI's taxonomy places the organism in Eukaryota, Metazoa, Chordata, Aves, Apodiformes, Apodidae. The transcript has 3 exons. Gene Ontology annotation, cellular component: apical junction complex. The coding region runs from base 22 to 585 and encodes 187 amino acids. The record is from RefSeq and is a predicted model, not a curated record.
AGCAAAAUUUCGGAAGAGGAGAUGCUGAGAUGGAGCAAGGAAGACCUGGUGAAAAGACUGAGGAAAGUGGAGAAUGAAAAGAUGAACUUAAUGGUGGAACACGGCAACUUAAUGAAGGACGUGAACCGGCGGCUGCAGCUCCACCUGCACGAGAUCCGCGGGCUGAAGGAGGUGAACCAGAAGUUGCAGGACGACAACCAGGAGCUGAGGGAGCUCUGCUGCUUCUUGGACGACGACCGGCAGAAAGGCAAGAAGCUGUCGAGGGAAUGGCAGCGCUUCGGGAGACACACGGCCAGCGUGAUGUGGAAGGAGGUGGGCAUGUACCAGCAGAAGCUGAAGGACCUGGAGGCGAGGCAGGAGACGCUCCUGCGGGAGAACGUGGAGUUGAAGGAGAUGGUCCUUGAGGUCCAUGAAAAUUUGGACAGGCAAAUGCAAGACAACUAUGAAGAAGACCUGAGUGAAAAGGAGAAGGCGAUUGUUCGUGAAAUGUGCAAUGUCGUCUGGCGAAAGCUGGGUGAUGCUGCAAGCUCCAAACCUUCCAUCAGGCAACAUCUUUCAGGAAACCAGUUCAAGGGUCCCUUGUAA